AUGGUACAACAAGAUAUAGUCAGUGUUCGUGUGUUGAAUAAGCAGGACACGGUAGCUAAUGAAAGAUAUGUCUACUUGAAACACAGUGAGUAUCAUGUGGGGUCGGGCAUCGCCGGGGUAUUGACGUUCCCAGUAUCAGCCGGAUUUCCAUCAUUUAAGGAGCGUGUGGUAAAAGAAGGAGAAUAUGGCUUUCCACAACACAAGCUGGUACUAUUAUUGCAUGGUCACUCGUCCCACAAAAACGCAGUUUAUCUCCCUCUCUUGGCGAAGACGCUUGGUGAUAUGGGCUAUUAUGUACUGAGGAUAGACUUCCGGAACAUGGGUGACUCAGAGCCAAACCGCGACGAGAAAGUUGGACGCACAAUUUCACAGGAUUGUGAAGACAUCGAAACUGUAUUCCAGUUCGUCUCUACGGAGCAGUGCCGCGAACUCGUAGGCCACUAUUUGACGCUGGACACUAUUGUGGCACAUUCGCGAGGAGUCAUGUCGAUGUUCGAGUUCGCCAGAACUCGUUACGUCCCUAACUUGGUCAAUGCUUGUGGGAGAUUUGUAGCUUCCGGUUUGUACGAGAAGUCACGGCGCAGAAAUCCUAAUUGGGAUAAAGAGGGCGGAUUCAAGUGUUCCAUGCUUCGGUACGGUAAAAUUCAGGAGCUUUGGAUUCCUAAGUCAGAAACAUUAAGUGCGGCGACUGUCGAUACAGCCAAGUUUGCCGAGAUAGAUCCGCGCACAUGGGUGAUGUCAAUAUAUGGAUCUUAUGAUGAUGUUAUUCCUCUUAGUGCGAUCACGCAGUAUUCUAACUUGUUUGAGGGAAGACACACGUCAGACAUGGUUAUGUAUGCAGAUCACAAUUUUUAUGGACUACCGGAUGAUCCCAACGUUCACGAUUUGCCACUUCGUAAAGGCAAAGUGAACUAUAAUUUCGUGGCUGUAGAAAGGAUCGCGGCUCAUUUACAACCUGAGAAGCAACUUCAACGGUUUUACAAAGUGAGUAGCCAGAUCGCAAGUAAGCAGAAUCCCGCCGACAUUAUGUCGCGGUGGCCCUUGCCAUUCAACUUUUCUCACGUUUCUAACUUCCGUGAUCUUGGAGGUUUCAAGACCACUAACGGUAGACGGGUCAAACCUGGAGUCUUCUUCCGUUGUGCCAAUCCAUGUGACAUCACAUCAGAUGCCAUGGAAUACAUGACGCAAAGACUACAUGUAUCAAAAGUAUUCGACUUGAGGUCUACGGCUGAGGCGAAAGAACACGGCGCAAUAAAGGGAAUCGAAGUAGAAAAUCUUCCCCUUAACGAUCAUCAGAGUCUUGCUCCCGAGGACUUAGCCAAACAUUAUCAAGGCCUUCUCUUGUCACCUUACAUGUUCCCGCAAGCGUACCUUGUCAUCACUAGGAAUAGCGCACCUCGCUUGAAAACGUUCUUUCAGUACAUCAUUGACGGGAAAUGUGAUUCCCAGCAUGCUGUACUCUUCCACUGUGCUGCAGGUAAGGAUAGAACUGGUAUUCUAGCAAUGCUGAUCCUUGCGAUACUUGGCGUAGACGAUGACACAAUUUCCCGUGAAUAUGAGCUUACAGCGCUUGGCUUGAAAACCGAGCAAAAGCUUAUAGACAUGAUGGAGAAACGUGGCGAUGUGUUUUAUGAGAUGCUAGGUUCCAGAGAACUUGCGAAGGAGUAUAAUGUCGACCCAAAAAUUAUGUGUCGAAAUGUGCUAUCCUCCAAGUACGAAGCGAUGAGACUGUUCAUUGACAAAUUCAAUGCUGAAUACGGAUCUGUCGAACGGUUCUUUUUGAAUACUCUUGGCUUCGAACCUAAAGACAUUGAUACUAUUAGAAACACAUUACUGGAGUAA
This is a messenger RNA of Lachancea fermentati, 1842 nucleotides long. Lineage: Eukaryota; Fungi; Ascomycota; Saccharomycetes; Saccharomycetales; Saccharomycetaceae. The record is from the annotation of a GenBank genome assembly.